This is a messenger RNA of Fomitopsis serialis, 869 nucleotides long. RefSeq lists its product as uncharacterized. The record is from RefSeq and is a predicted model, not a curated record. Lineage: Eukaryota; Fungi; Basidiomycota; Agaricomycetes; Polyporales; Fomitopsidaceae. The coding region runs from base 222 to 683 and encodes 153 amino acids. The transcript has 5 exons.
ACAGUGGAGAUGGGAUGUGGCGUCUUCAGGGGGACUCCAUUAGCAUCACAUGCGAACGAGCAGCUAUUAAAUCCUGCAUUCGCAUAAGUACAGGACGGACGAUCAGAGGAUUCUAAUUCUGAAGAGCACUCCAGGUCAGUUCAUGUCUUCUGCAUGUACCUCCGAGUCAGGGAGAAUAUACUUACCUUGUUUGCCAGUAAGGCCGUAGGACGACAUCCGCCAUGCCGAACAACCUUGAUCCCGACACAAUAUACGCGGCGCUCUAUAGGCGUGACGACGGCCGGUACCAUUGGGCGUUCGUCCUCGCACAAGGACCUUUCGAUGGCUACAAAUUUCACGCCACCAACAUUCCUGACCACACAAAGUGGCACUACGAACAGGAGGUUUACACGUUGGACAGGGAGAAGAAGCCUCUCGUCCUGAUGGCGAAGUUAGGACGCAAACCCGCAGACAUACCUUAUACGCACGUCGAGAAUAUCCUGCGGGAGGUCCCUAUGGAAACGGCACAACCCGACAUCCCGCAAACCUUCACAUGUCGCAUCUGGUUUCGCGAGGGUGUUCGGAGAAUGUGUGCCGCGGGACUAAUACAGUGCCUGUCUGUCGAUGACCUGGAGCGCGAAUUGCUGGACAUAGCGGACGACCAUUCGAACCUUGUAGCGCUGGGGCUACGACCCGGCAGAUGAACAACGUACUGAGCGCGAGAGGAUGCCGAGCAUGUAGUCCCAGCCCGCUUGUACGCGCCAUAUUCGUCGUUUGGUGGACAUUAAUCACAGAGUCCGCACAGUCAGGUACAAGCCGUACUCAGUGCGCAUCCUGAGGUAAGGGCCCUGAGCAACUUCAAGUGAGAGUGCCUCAGCAAAGUAGUCAGG